Messenger RNA from Microthlaspi erraticum, 984 nucleotides. Lineage: Eukaryota; Viridiplantae; Streptophyta; Magnoliopsida; Brassicales; Brassicaceae. The record is from the annotation of a GenBank genome assembly.
AUGUUCCCGGCGAUCCUUGUGUUUGGAGAUUCCACUGUCGACACCGGAAACAACAACUACAUAAAAACCUACCUCCGAGCGGAUUUCCCUCCAUACGGCUGCAAUUUUCCAGGCCGAAACGCUACCGGAAGAUUCUCCAACGGAAAACUCAUACCGGACUUUAUCGCAUCUCUCAUGGGAAUCAAAGACACCGUCCCUCCUUUCCUAGACCCGCAUUUGUCGGAUUCCGAUAUCCUCACCGGAGUGUGCUUUGCCUCCGCCGGUUCAGGUUACGACAACUUCACAGAUGUAGCUACUUUAAGUCUAUCCCUUGCUAAACAGACGGAUAUGCUCAGAAGUUAUGCGGCGAGGCUGAGCCGGAUCGUCGGGGAAGAGAAAGCUGCCACGAUACUCAGCGAGGCUCUGGUGAUUGUAAGCUCUGGAACUAAUGAUUUCGAUAUAAAUCUCUACGAUUUUUAUUCUAUUCGUCAAAAUCUCGGCGUUGAUGGUUAUCAGAAUCUCAUCCUCUCCGGUGUACACCACUUCGUUCAAGACCUAUAUGACAUUGGGUGCCGGAAAAUAAUGGUAUUGGGACUACCGCCGAUCGGAUGUUUGCCGAUUCAGAUGACGGCGGCAAAGCAAAGGCAGAACGAGAGACAAUGCAUCGACAAAGAAAACUCAGAUUCGCAGGAGUAUAACCAGAAGCUAAAGAAGUCCCUAACCGACAUGCAAUCCAAUCUCACUGGUAGUGUCAUCUUCUAUGCCGACUUCUACGGAGCAAUGUUCGACAUGGCUACUAAUCCCCACAGAUACGGAAUAAAGGAGACGACGAGAGGAUGUUGCGGGACAGGAGAGAUGGAGUUAUCGUACUUGUGCAAUCCUUUAACUCCGACUUGUCCUGAUCCUAACCACUUCCUUUUCUGGGACGAUAUUCAUCCUACUCAACUUGCAUACCUCGUCAUUAGUCUCAGUCUUGUUGAUCAGAUCCUCCACGCACUCCAUUGA